CUCCAUUUGUUCAGACAUGUUGUUCAGGGUUCCCUGCUUAAUUCUUGUCCUUGUAUUUUGGGGUCCAGUUUGCAGCGGACCCCAGACAAACCUCCCCCCAAAAAUAACGGACCAGGAGCUGUUCUGGGGCGCCGACCAGUACGACUUCUCUGUGGUGCUUCGUGCUGCGGGGAUGGAGUGUUUCUGGCACUUUGCUCACCGUGGAGAGAGAUUCUACCUGAGCUUCAUGGUCCAGUGGGUGACGGGAGUCGGCCAUGACAGACACCUGUCCGUCACCGUCAACGCUCCCAGUGGUCUGAUAGUGUCGACUGCCGACGAUGCAAAGGGUCAGAUGAACUUUGAGGUGGAGGAAACAGGUUUCUAUCAGAUGUGUUUCAACAACUUCCACAACCGCUUCGGCACCAUGCAAGUCUUCCUCAGCUUCGGGGUUUACUACGACGGCUUCAAAGACCCCGCCAAGCACAAGGAGGAAGACAAGAAGAAGAAAGAGGAAGCCAGCAAAGACCUGAACAACACACUGAGUGUCAUCGAGGACGCAAGUCUCAAAGUGGAGAACUACGUCUUCCACAUGUUCCGCUACUACAGCUUCAGCCGCAUGAGGAAGAGCGCUGACUACUUCCUGCUGCUGUCCAACUCGCAGUACAUUUCCUGGUGGUCGACAGCCCUCAGCCUCCUCAUCGUCACCUCCGGCUACCUGCAGCUCCUCUUCCUGAAAAGACUCUUCAUCACCAAGACCUGCACGGAGGACGAGAAACCCCGCUGCUGACGGACUCCGUGUGGAUUAGGAUGUUCAGAAAUCUGUGAGAAACCUUCAGAUCUGUCUGUCUGUGUGUUUUUACACAGUUUAAUAAUAUAAAAACUGUGUUCCCUUUGAAAAUGUACCCGUUCUUUAACUUCAAAGUAUUAUUCAUUUGUAAUCUUACACACUAAAUGAAGAUACUUUCUCCAGGAAUUCAAUAAAAGUUAUG
Messenger RNA from Chelmon rostratus (copperband butterflyfish), 968 nucleotides. RefSeq names its product transmembrane emp24 domain-containing protein 6-like. Bases 17 to 766 code for a protein of 249 amino acids. The record is from RefSeq and is a predicted model, not a curated record. Lineage: Eukaryota; Metazoa; Chordata; Actinopteri; Chaetodontiformes; Chaetodontidae. Gene Ontology annotation, biological process: endoplasmic reticulum to Golgi vesicle-mediated transport; intracellular protein transport; Golgi organization. Gene Ontology annotation, cellular component: Golgi apparatus; endoplasmic reticulum; COPII-coated ER to Golgi transport vesicle. The transcript has 4 exons.